This is a messenger RNA of Lutzomyia longipalpis, 2609 nucleotides long. RefSeq names its product homeobox protein ceh-37 (gene Drgx). Lineage: Eukaryota; Metazoa; Arthropoda; Insecta; Diptera; Psychodidae. The transcript has 8 exons. Bases 502 to 1821 code for a protein of 439 amino acids. The record is from RefSeq and is a predicted model, not a curated record. Gene Ontology annotation, molecular function: DNA-binding transcription factor activity, RNA polymerase II-specific; RNA polymerase II transcription regulatory region sequence-specific DNA binding. Gene Ontology annotation, biological process: regulation of transcription by RNA polymerase II.
ACAUUCGUCGGUAUGGCUUUCAGUACAAUAAAUUCCCUCUGAGUGAUCGUGCGGUAUGAUUUUGUGACAUUCCGUGUGUCUCCUAUGUGUGGCCAAUUUAUUCGUCAAAAUGUGGUGAAUGUGUCGCGCAGAAAAGAUCAUCAAAAAUAAAUUUAAAAAACAUUUUUUAGAGACUCCAGAAAAAAACUUUAAAAAUAAAUUCAGUGAUGUUCUCGUGAGAAUCUCGAGAAAAGAAACUGAAAAAAAAGGUCCAAUCUGUGAUAUUUGUGAAGGUAGCUGUGAGACUUUCUAACAAAUCAGCACUAUCCAACAUCCUCGAAGAAGUAGAGAAAAAAUCUUUUAAAAUUACUUCAAAGAUUUUUUAAAAAAAUCCAAUAAUUCUCAUUCGUAAAAUCUCCACAUCAACCCCCUAAAGAAGGUGCGGGGCGUAAAACCCGCUAAAAGAAAAUCAUCAUUUUCUCCGACGGGAAUAAGUUGGGACCCGCAGCAGCGGGACGAGGAAUGUUCUGCUAUCAUUGUCCACCUGCAUUGCAUCCCACAGGACCGCAUCCACCACGACUACCAGCCCUGGACUACCCUUUUGCACCAACACAUCCUUGCAAAAUUCUCUUUCCAGACACAAGCUAUUCCUAUCAUCCUGCAAUCCACGAUGAGACCUUCGUCCGGCGGAAGCAGAGACGCAAUCGAACGACUUUUACGCUACAGCAGUUGGAGGAACUUGAGACGGCAUUCGCCCAAACUCACUACCCCGAUGUCUUCACCCGAGAAGACUUAGCAAUGAAGAUCAACUUAACCGAAGCUCGAGUUCAGGUUUGGUUUCAAAAUCGCCGAGCAAAGUGGCGAAAGGCAGAACGUUUGAAAGAGGAACAGCGAAAGCGUGAGAAUAGUGGGGAGGCUCCAAUUCUACCGGAUAAGAUUGAAAGUAGCCGAGAUUCUUCACCUGAUAUUACGGGGGAUGCUGAUGAUGAUCGACGAAGCUCCAGCGUCCCCCCAAUGAGCCCUCGAAUGGAUUCCGAAACGGAGAGACCGCUCUCUUCAUCCCAUCUCACGCAAUCGCUAUCUCAAUCGGGAUCAGGUGGUAGUCCCGGGUCACCUUCUCCCGGUUUAAGUCGAAUGUCUCAACAUUCAGCUGCUAGUCCAACAACAUCACAAGCAUCAGACUCCCCAAUUGAAGUGGGUGGACCGAUUUCCUUGACAACAACUCGCUCAGCGGCCCUCACAACACCCUCAUUCGGCAAUAGCAUCUUCACCAGUUUCACUGACACAAACGGCGGCUUUCGCCCAGUGCUGGACAAUGGGACCCCUCGUGCGACUCCACCACUUUUCCUGCCCCCGCAUUUGGCAUCAUUGAGUUCUCAAUUUGCUCCUCCACUCUUUCCGGCACUCAAAGCAUUCCCGGGACUUUGUUCAUGUUGCCCCAUCAAAGCACCCAAUAUUCCAUCGUCCACUGUGGCCUCCUCGGGCGUCUCCUCGCCAGCUGCUUCUCUGUCAUCGGUAAUCACCACAUCAUGCCCAUCGCUGCCAGAUCCACGUUCCAGUUCAGUUGCGGAGCUACGUCGAAAAGCGCAGGAACAUUCAGCGGCACUUCUGCAAUCCCUCCAUGCUGCAGCAGCAGCUGGAUUGGCUUUCCCUGGCCUCCAUUUGCCACCAUUGUCCCUUCACAGUGCUCUCCAUAGCCGGAAAAGUGAGCUACUUGCUGAUUUACCCAGUAUUGGGAAUAAUAACAACAACGACACCCCAAUGGCCCCAACGACACCCCUUCAUCCACCAAAUGGGGCCCUCCCGGCUGCUGCAACGUCUGAAAAGUCAUCGGGAGAUUGAAAUGAAGGCAAAUACUUUCGAGGAAAAUUCCCGGAAAAAUUCUCGAAUAAACUGAAAGGGAAAGAUUAGUCAGAGAACCAAAGUAUUAGGGAUUUUCUUCUCAUCUUUUAUCAAAUCUUUUUUCUUUACUGUAAAUAAAAUUAAUUAAAAAUUUAUGUUCAAUAAAGCGGAUAAAAUAGUAAAGAGAAAAUUAGUUAGGUUUACUACAUACCUGAAUUUCUUGCAAUCAUUCCAAAAUGUUCCAUGAGAUCCAAAGAUUUCCUUUUUAUUUUUCAAAGGAAAUAAUAUAGAGAGAAAAUGAGAAGAGAAGAAAAAUCAAUAAAUAAUCGUGUAAAAAAUUGUGUUGAAAAACUUUGAAUUCAUUGAAUAAUGUAAAAUUGUCUUUAAUGCGAAAAUUAAAAGGAAGAUUUUGUAAAUAAAAUAUCGAUUAGUUGUGGUUGAAACUCUUUUUUCCCAAGUUAUAAUUAAGUUUUUUUUUUUUUAUUUCUCUAAACUUAAAAGAAAAAAGUUUCAAUCUCAACUUGAAUGAAAGAUUAAAAAAAAAGAAGAUAAUUCUCUAAUUAAUAAAUAAUUUUCCAAAUAUUAAUAGUAAAUUAGGAAGGUAAAACAUAAUAGAUUUUAGGGAUUAUUUAGAAUUAUUAUAUUACAUUACAAUUAAAACACGUAUAUACUGUGCCAAUUUAUUCUUAGACGGUUAGAAAGUAAAGAUAAUAUUAAUAAAAUAAAAAAAAAUCUGUAGGGAAAAAGAAACAAAUGAGAAAAAUAAAAAGCGACUGUGCAGAAAUAAA